AUGAUGGAGAAAUCGUGCAGCCAGUACGACUCGUUCCUGUUCUGGAGGCAGCCCAUCCCGGCGCUGGACCUCUCCGAGCUGCAGGACCUCGGACUGGUCGACGGUCUUCGGAACCCGGCCAAAGACGAGCUGACUGGACGUGAGCAGCACGAGGAGCUGAGCGAGUUCUCGUCCUUCAACUACUGGAGGGAUCCCAUCGCCGACGUGGACGCGCUGCUGGCCGACCUCAACCUGCUGCUCUGAGCCCUGCCCUCUGACCCCCGCCCCCCAUGUGAAGCACGCUUAGAAGCUGUCGUGAUGUCACUUUAACUCGCUACAUGAGCUUCCACUUUGAGGUUGAAAGGAUUAGCCCGUCACUUUAUCAUUCUUUUGCUUUUAUUUUUUUCAAAUUAAAAACUAAGUUGCCAUAUUAAUAUAUUUUAAGCUAUGUUUAUGUAUUUAUUUCAUGCUGCUGAUUUGAUGUUUCACUUUGAGCAGGCCUCACACUGAAGCCACUGGACAAUAAAAACCUGUUUGUCUUCUGAAUGUAUCAAACAAUAGCGACAAUAAAACUGAUUUCCUUUUA
Phyllopteryx taeniolatus (common seadragon) is the source of this 565-nucleotide messenger RNA. RefSeq names its product MLLT11 transcription factor 7 cofactor (gene mllt11). Lineage: Eukaryota; Metazoa; Chordata; Actinopteri; Syngnathiformes; Syngnathidae. The record is from RefSeq and is a predicted model, not a curated record. The transcript has 2 exons. Gene Ontology annotation, cellular component: nucleoplasm; cytosol. Gene Ontology annotation, biological process: positive regulation of mitochondrial depolarization; positive regulation of release of cytochrome c from mitochondria; positive regulation of DNA-templated transcription. Bases 1 to 243 code for a protein of 80 amino acids.